Miscanthus lutarioriparius is the source of this 654-nucleotide messenger RNA. The record is from the annotation of a GenBank genome assembly. NCBI's taxonomy places the organism in Eukaryota, Viridiplantae, Streptophyta, Magnoliopsida, Poales, Poaceae.
AUGAGACCGCGGAGCUCCACCGGCGCCACCCGCGUGCCUCGUGGGCAUCUUGGCCGCCUCGGUCACGUCCGCCAUCCCGUUCGUCCCCGUGACGACGAGACCGCGGAGCUCCGCGUGCCUCGUGGGCAUCUUGGCCGCCUCGGUCGCAUCCGCCACCGCAUCAAGCUCCCACCGCAGGAUACCUUUGGUGAUCAUAAUGUUGGCCUUCUUACAGGAGAUUCUGCUAUCAACAAAGGUGCUCAGAUUCUAAUUAUGACGACAGAGAUUUUACGUAACAUGCUGUACCAAAGUGUUGGCAUGACAGCCUCUGAAGGUAGAUUAUUUCAAGUCAAUGUCAUUGUUUUGGAUGAAGUCCAUUAUUUGAGUGAUAUCUCACGUGGCACUGUUUGGGAAGAAACUGUCAUAUAUUGUCCAAAGGAAGUCCAGCUUAUAUGUCUGUCAGCCACUGUUGCAAAUCCUGAUGAAUUAGCUGGCUGGAUAAGUCAGAUUCAUGGUAAAACAGAGCUUGUAACAUCGAACAAACGUCCAGUUCCGCUUACUUGGCACUUCUCGAAGAAAUACUCAUUACAACCACUUCUUGAUGGAAAGGGGAAAAAAAUGAAUAGGUACCAGACGUGCAAGUUCAUUUUAAAAGAUAAGGGAUGUGGUUUCUAG